GAUUCCAGUUGUUCUAAUCGUGACGUCACGUCAUCCUAGUUGGGUUAGGUUUUACGCUGGAAAUUCUCGACGAAAAAAAAAAAAAAAAAAAAAAAAAAAAGUUGGUUCUUACAGAAUCAAAUGUUUUUGCCUGUGAUAACUGUUCAUAAGUCAUUCGUGCUGUAUAACAUAAAAGUUUAGUGUACAUUAUUUUGUGUAUUAUUUAAUUAAAUAACUGUGUCACGUGAAAAGACGUGUGGCUCUACGAGGCACCGUUAAUAUUUGCAUGUACAUGACAUUAUAAACGGAAAAUGAGUCGACAUGAAGGGGUUAGCUGUGAUUCUUGCUUAAAAGGUAAUUUUCGUGGACGCAGAUACAAGUGCCUAGUGUGCUAUGAUUACGAUUUAUGUGCAAGUUGUUAUGAGGCGGGUGCAACAACAACUCGCCAUCUCACUGAUCAUCCCAUGCAAUGCAUAUUAACACGAUCUGAUUUUGAGCUUUAUUAUGGUGGUGAAGGUGUCAGUGUUGAACAACCACAAUCAUUGACCUGUCCAUAUUGCACAAAAAUGGGUUUUACAGAGGCAACAUUACAAGAACAUGUUGCAGCAGAUCAUUCAGAUACAACUUUCGAAGUGGUUUGUCCAGUUUGUGCAUCAUUACCAGGAGGUGAUCCAAAUCAUGUUACUGAUGAUUUUGCAAAUCAUUUAACUCUUGAACAUCGAAGUGGUCAAAGAGAUUUAAUAUCAUUUUUGGAUGAACCAACAUCAAGUAGACAUGGUCCACGAAGAAUACCACAUCCAUCAAGAGGUGUAGGUGGUCCACGACCACGCAGGUCCAACAUGCAUUUUAGUUCAUCUGGUGGAUUAAGCCCAAGUAGUAGAGAAGGUAUAGAUCCAAUUGCCGAAUUGUUAUCUCAGUUGUCAGGCGUACGUCGUAGUGGUAGUGGUACAGGCCAAAGUUCUCAAUUGCAACAAUUACAAAUGCAACUACAGCUAGAACGUCAGCAGGUUCGAAGUGCUACGAGGCAUCAAUUAGAAAGACUACCAAGAAGACAAACUCAAGUUAUUGGUUCAGUAAGUGGUGGUGGUAGUUCUGGAAGUGGUGCUGCUAGUGGAAGUGGUAAUACUGGAACAAGUCAUUCAACGACAAUGGCAGGAGUUGUUGCCAAUAAUACAGGAAACAGUAACAAUGCUGCUAAUUCUGCUACCCCGUCCAACGUCAACCCUGCCAACAAUCAAAAUUCAAUGUUUUUGUUACCUCGAUGUAUAGCAACAACAUUGACAGAUUCACAAUUGCAAAGUAUUGAACGUGAAAGUGCAAAUAAAAGUUUAUUUGCUCGUGAACUUGUUAUUGGUACAUUAACACAAACAUUAGCUGAAUUAACAUUACAACAACAUCAACAACAGCAACAAUUAUCAGCAGUACAAACUCCAGUGUCAAAUAUAUUUACAACAAGUCCUGAGACACCAAGUGCCAGUACUACUUUAACGUCAAAAAAAACAAAUCAACAGCAUGAUACUAAAAGAGAUCAUCAUCAUCAUCACCAACAACAAUCACAACCACAACCACAACAGCAGCAGCAACAACAACAACAACCACAGCAGCAAGUAUCAACAGUAACUGGUACAACGACAACUGGUAAUGGUACAACAACCAAAGCAAAUGUCACAGGACAAGGUACACAAUCACAAGCAACAACUGCUUGUCAAGGAUUACCCUCAAAUCCAAGUGGUAUUGGGACACAAAAUUCAUCAAUGGUUCAGACAUUAAUGCACAGUGUUUUACCUCAACCAUUGGCACUCCAACAACCACUACCACCACCAAUAAGAAAUACUGGAACAGGUACAAUUAGAGAACCAAUAGUAACAACAGCACCAGUAUAUGCUCGUGGUGGUGUUGGUCCAGUUGGUGUAACUGGUACAUCACGUCGAAAACCUGUAAGAGCUGUCGACGGUAGAAACCAAUCGACAGAACCUCCACCUCCUCACUAACCCUAAAUUUUUUAGGCUUUCAUCCUUGUUUAUUAUUAUUAAUAUUAUUAUUUUUUUUUUUUUCCCUCCUUUAUAUAAAUAUAUAUAUAUUAUUUUUUUUUUUUUUCUUUUUUUCUGGUUCCCCCUGUCGAUACCAUCUGCCUGACUUUUAGCACUAGUCCUAGCACUGUUUAGAACACCUUAUCAUUGUUGUUAUUAUUAUUAAUAUGUAUGAAUAAUAAUUAUUUCGACCAGUUCUUCUUUUUAACCCGCCUGUCUGAAUACUGCCUGCGUGAAUACUUUUUUUUUUUUUUUUUAAUUUUCUUUUUUUCUUUUGCAAAUGAGUAAAGAUACAAAAGAAAAAAUUUGAGGAUAUAUUACUAGAAGGAUUUAAAUUGAACAUAAAAAAAAAAAGGCUUAUGGUAAAAAAAUUAAUAUUUAAAAAGUAACGAGAGCACUGAAAAAUUUAAAAAAAAAAAUGGCACGAGAAUAAAUAGAAAAAAAAAAUAAAUACUGUCGGUAAUUAUUCUUUUAACUUGAUCAUUGUUUAUUCUAAUUGUCAGUGAUUUUUAAAAGCGUAAUUUAUCAAGCAAAUAUAAUGUAAGUAGAUAUGUUCAACCUUAAUAUAAUUAUUUCUAGUUAAUUGGAAACAUAAAAAAAAAAAAUAAAAAAGCUUCAAAGAAAAAAAAAUUAUAGCUAGAUAAAAAAUUUGUAUAAUAAUCUGCAAAUUUUUUUUUUAUAUUAUAUUCUAGUUUAUCAUUUAUUUUUAUGAUUUUUUUUUCGUACUAUUUAAUUUGUAAUUGACAAAAAUUUUUGGAAAGCAACAAUAAAAAAGGUUGUUUAGAUUUAUAAUUUAUAUUGAGUCUAUUAUAUUAUAAAAAAUGUAUAUUUUUUUUUUUUUUCUUUCCACAAUUUUUGUCUGAUAUAAUUUUGUUUGAAAAAAUGAAUACUUUUAUUAUUUUUUCUUUUAAUAAUAAAAUACUUUUGAUUGAAAAAGUUGAUAGCUUUUUUAGAAUAAAUUAUUUAAAGAAAUAAAUAUCUGCUAAAUGCUGCAAUCAUUUGUUUUUCGAGUGUUGAAAAUUAUAUUUUUAAGUAUAUGUUACUCUGCUAUGUUUGAAUAAUUAUUAUCAUUUGAUUUUUUUUUUUUGAAGUGUGAUACAGUAAUAACAAAAAAUUAAAAAUAUAAAUUUGUCAAAUAAAAUCGAACCAUGUGCAUAAAUAUAUACACCUAGAAAUUUUUUUAAUAAAUCAAUUAGACUACUUGUCAUCAUGAUGAUUAUAUUAUUUGUCAUCUAAAUUUUUUAAAAUAAUUAUUGAUAAACAAAAAAUGAUCUUUUUAAAAAUUAUUUUACAAUAUAUUUUUAAUUUAGAUGUAUACAAAAAAAUCUGAGAAAUAAUUCAACAAUUAUCCCAGUGAAAAAUGAAUGAAAAAAUUUAUUGUCAGGCUAUUUUACAAGAUUGUAUUGAUUGUUUUAAUAAUAAUUCAAACAAAUUUAUAAUGAAAAUUAAAAAACAUCAAUUAAAAAAAGAAGAAAAAAAAAAAAAAGUAAAAACAAACUGUGUGUGUAUGAAGAAGGCGGGCUAAAAAAUGACUUUUAAUUUUCUAAAAUUAUAUACAACAAUUAUUUUGUCACAAGUGCGUAAUGUAAAUAAUUUCCGCAUGAAAAAAUAACAGUGCUUACAUUACGUAUGUGUAAAAAAAAAACCAUUUUUUGUUUUUAAUAAUAAUACAAAUACACUAAAAUCAUUACAAAAAAAAUUUUAAUAUUUUUUAUUUUUCACACAUUUGAAUGAUUCUUUUGCGAUUUAUUAUCGCAACUGUGUGACAAUAAAUAACCGCACUAAAACCGGUGCGAUAAUGUCAUGAUUUUCUUGUAUGUGUAUAAAAUUUAAAAAAAAAAAAUAAGCAUCGACUCUUAAUUUAAAAAAAAUAAAAACAAAUGGAAUUUCCCACAACCCACGAUUUAUUCAUUGCUAUAAUUAACGCAAUUUUAAUUAAUUAUAUUAAUAUCCGUCAUUAAUGAAUUACUACUAUCGUACGGCUUGUUUGUAUCUGUAUUUGUGG
Molecule: messenger RNA, 4014 nt
Organism: Aphidius gifuensis
Lineage: Eukaryota; Metazoa; Arthropoda; Insecta; Hymenoptera; Braconidae
Product: E3 ubiquitin-protein ligase KCMF1-like
Exons: 8
Coding region: 291-1970 (559 amino acids)
Biological process (GO): synaptic signaling
Cellular component (GO): plasma membrane
Molecular function (GO): zinc ion binding
Source: RefSeq, a predicted model, not a curated record